GGACUGCCAGGUCCUGAACAUGAUGCUGAGGAAAUACAGCUUCCCUUCCAUCGCUCUGCACUCCAUGAUGAAGCAGCGACAGCGAUUUGCAGCUUUAGCCAAGUUCAAAUCCAGCAUCUGUAAGAUUCUCAUUGCCACUGAUGUUGCUGCCAGAGGUCUGGACAUUCCUGCAGUGCAAGUUGUCAUCAACUACAACACUCCUGGGCUGCCCAAGAUCUACAUCCACCGGGUUGGGCGGACGGCGCGGGCGGGCCGGAAGGGACUGGCCAUUACCCUGGUGACACAGUAUGACAUCCACCUCGUCCAUGCCAUCGAGGAGGAGAUCAAGCUGAAGCUGCAGGAGUUCUCUGUGGAGGAGCAGUCUGUCUUCAACAUCCUCACCCACGUCAACGUCACCAGGAGGGAGUGUGAAAUAGAGCUGGAGGGAACAGAUUUUGAUGAGAAGAAAGAAAUAAAUAAGAGGAAACAAAUGAUCCUUGAAGGGAAGGAUCCAGACCUGGAGGCUAAAAGGAAGGCUGAGCUGGCCAAGAUCAAGAGGAAAAACAAGAGGUGCCGUGAGAAGAUCCAGGAGACACUACAGAAGAAAAAAUUCUCCCCUGAGACAGAGUCUAAAAAUACUGUGACAAAAUGA
Messenger RNA from Merops nubicus (carmine bee-eater), 631 nucleotides. Its product is annotated as probable ATP-dependent RNA helicase DDX49. The annotation marks the transcript as partial. The transcript is spliced from 8 exons. NCBI's taxonomy places the organism in Eukaryota, Metazoa, Chordata, Aves, Coraciiformes, Meropidae. The record is from RefSeq and is a predicted model, not a curated record.